AUGACCGCCAGCCUCGUCUUUUCCAAUAUCUCUUUACCAGAAUCCUGUGACAACUUUUGGGUGUUGCGGAGGUCAAAGGGGACGAAUGGCGCAAAAAUAAAAUUGGAUCAUUUGUCUGUGUGUUUUUCUUUUCCCUUUUCUUAUCUUUCAUCUCCCUUUUUCUUUUAUUCUUUUUGUACCCUUUCAUUCUUCUUUCUUUACUUUUUUCGCAACUUGUUUAUUUCUCGAUUUCCUUCAUUUUUCUCCUUUCAAACAUUCUAUCUUUUUCUUUUAAAAAUCCUUUUGCUCGUUAUUUCAUUUAAAUAUUUCCUUCAUUUUUCUCUUUCUUUCAUUUUUCUUUCUUUACUUCUUUCUUUCUUUCAAUUUUUCCUUCUUUUAUCUUUCAUUAAUUUUUGUUUCCUAAUUCCUGUCUUUCUUUCUUUCUUUCUUUCUUUCUUUCUUUCUUUCUUUCUCUCAAUUUUUUUCAUUCUUCUAUCUUGCACUCAUUUUCUUCCUGUUUUUUAUUCAUUCAUUCUUUCUUUGUUUUUUCUUACUUUCUCCUUUAUCAAUUGUUUUCUUUCAUUGUUUUAUCUUUCAUUCAUUAAAUUUCCUGUCUUUCUUCCUUUCUGUCACUCAUUCAUUCUUUUUCUUCUUUCUUUCUUUCUUUCUUUCUUUCUUUCUUUCUCCACUUGCUCUUUUCUUUUUUCCGCUUCGUGGUUUAUUUAUUCAUUUCAUCCAAUUCUCUUAUCUCGAACAUUCCAUAAUUCUAUCUUGAUGUUUUCUGUCUUUCAUUGUUUUCCUUUCUGUCUCCAAUUCCUUCAUUUUCCCCUCUCAAAAUUCCAUCAUUUCCCAAGUUUUCUUCUUUUCAGUAAAUCGUUCUUUCUGCAUUAUUUUAUAUUUCUUCUCUUCCCUUCUAUUACUUGA
Acanthosepion pharaonis is the source of this 903-nucleotide messenger RNA. The record is from the annotation of a GenBank genome assembly. NCBI's taxonomy places the organism in Eukaryota, Metazoa, Mollusca, Cephalopoda, Sepiida, Sepiidae.